Molecule: messenger RNA, 1298 nt
Organism: Thecamonas trahens ATCC 50062
Lineage: Eukaryota; Apusomonadida; Apusomonadidae
Exons: 1
Coding region: 82-915 (277 amino acids)
Source: RefSeq, a predicted model, not a curated record
ACCACCACCACACACACCACCACACACACACACACACCCCUCACACACACACACACACGCACACAUCCCUCCCACCCACUCAUGGAGUUUACCUUCUAUUACGUGGUCAUUGCCCUCUGCAUCUGCAAUGGCUUGUUGUUCCUCGGCGGACUCUCUUGGCUCUACUUUGCCUUUGUCCGUGGAAGGAGGUGGAGUACCAUCAAGUCGUACUUGCUCACCAUUGUCUUUGCAUCUUUGACUCGGACCUUUAUGUUGUCUUUUGGUGCCACUGGUUAUGAUGAUGAUCAUCCUGCUGGUCAUGGUCUUGGAAAUCCUGGUCUCAUCGUCGUCACCGCUCUACUCGCCGCUGCAUCGGCUGCUGCUCUCGUCAUGCUUGUGGCUCAAUGGGCUGCUGUGUUUCAAGCUGCUGCUGCUACUCCGGUGGCUCUACUCUCUCGUUCCGCUUCGAGCAUGAUCGCUGUUCUGGGCGUCAUUCUUGUCGCUACCUUGCAUAUCAUCUUGGUCUUUGUGGUCAUGCCCGCCGGCUCUCUUGCUGCUGCAAGGUCCAGGCUAGAGACCGCAACAGUAGUGGUCAACUCGAUCUUGCUCCUCGCCCUACUGGUUGCCAACUCUGGCAUCGGCUACGUCCUCUAUCUCUACGGCGAUCGGCUGCAUGCCGACGAUGAAGGCCUCCUCGCCCAGCACUACACCCGCAUGGUCUUUAUCAUCUCGUUCUUCUUCGCCAUGGGUCUGGCCUUUGACAUGGUCCCCUCGAACAUGUGGGUGACCGAUCCGGUCUCGGUCGGCAUCUACUACAUGGCUGCUACCCUCGUCACUUUUCUGCAGCUUGCCGUUGUCCGCGCCCUCCCGCAGGCCCGGGUCUCGGACGCCAUGUUCUCCAUCGUCGCCACCUCGGACGACAUCCUUGCCCUGUAGCUUCCUCGUCGGUCGCUACACAGCAAGAAUCGCCGCCGCGCUCUGGCUCACCGGCUCGCUGCCCGACUCGCGGCGCGGUGUGUCGAUGAGUUCAACCACCAGGUUGCCUGCGUCGCCCACCGUCACCUGCGCCGCCACCCCACGGGUAAGGAGGCCUGCGCUCGAGGCGUCGGCGAGCGUGUUGCCGACCUCGCGCUCGAUGAUGUGCUUGACCGACCGCACCCCGUACUUGGGAUUGUACUGCGCCAUCACCGCAUCUACCACCGCAGCGUCAAACGUGAGGUCCAGCCCGUGCCGGCUUGCGGCGAGGUGGACCCACUUGGCGAGGAAGAGGUUGAUGACCGAUGCCAGGUCCUGCGGCGUAAACGGCUCAAACGGCAGAA